Aphanomyces invadans is the source of this 390-nucleotide messenger RNA. RefSeq lists its product as hypothetical. The record is from RefSeq and is a predicted model, not a curated record. The transcript has a single exon. NCBI's taxonomy places the organism in Eukaryota, Oomycota, Saprolegniomycetes, Saprolegniales, Verrucalvaceae. Gene Ontology annotation, molecular function: protein binding. The coding region runs from base 1 to 390 and encodes 129 amino acids.
AUGGACGUGGCCAAGGAGAACAACCAGACGGCGUUCAUCGAGUACAUGAAGACGCUGCCGCUCAAGGGCAAGCCUGCGCCCCCGCCGCACAAGGACACCAUGGUCGCGAUCAACGCAGACGUGCUCAUCCACGGGUGCAAGCAUGGCAAGAUCGACGAUGUCCGCGUGUGCUUGGAAGAAGGUGUGGCUGUGAAUGGUGCUGACGAUGACUGGAAUCCUUUGAUGUGGGCCGCGUACUACGGCCACAUCGAGGUGGGCAAGCUGCUGGUGGCGUUUGGUGCCAACGUUCAGCACGUCGCGAAAUUUAGCGGCAAGAAUGCGCUGGAUUGCGCCAAGGAGAACAAUCAGCAAGCGCUGGUGAACUACUUGUUGCACGCUGAGUCGCCGUAA